Messenger RNA from Anopheles cruzii, 864 nucleotides. Its product is annotated as trypsin-7-like. The record is from RefSeq and is a predicted model, not a curated record. Lineage: Eukaryota; Metazoa; Arthropoda; Insecta; Diptera; Culicidae. Bases 1 to 864 code for a protein of 287 amino acids. The transcript has a single exon. Gene Ontology annotation, molecular function: serine-type endopeptidase activity. Gene Ontology annotation, biological process: proteolysis.
AUGACCCAACCGGUCCACAGCCGCAUCCUGUGGCAUCUUCACUGUGUUGCCUUGCUGUCGGCGUCCGUUCUGGGAGCUCAGCCCGACACCAGCCAGGACCGGAACCUGAUUGUCGGCGGUUUCCGGGCCCUCAUCGAUGACUUCCCGUACCAGGCCGGGGUGUACUACGCGGGCACGCUCAAGUGCGGUGGCACCCUGAUCGGCCCACAGUGGAUCCUGACGGCGGGCCACUGUGUUCCGCCGGACAAGACGCCACUCUUUACGAAGGUCAUCGUCGGGACGGCGGAACCGGAGCGGGCGCAACCGCUCGAUGUGGUCAAGGUUUACCGGCCACCGCUGCCACCGGGCAGCGGCAAGGCAAUCGACGUAGCGCUUCUGAAGCUGCCGAAACCUCUCUUCUUCACCGCCAACGUGCAGUGCAUCGACAUGAUGACGUCCGCGGAGCCGGCGGUGCUGGAGGCGGGCAAACCGGGCACCAUCUCCGGGUACGGGUAUCACCGGGAGGCCGAGUAUUUCGACAACGACCGCGCGCUGAGGGCGGCCACCGUUACGCUGAUGUCGGACGAGGAGUGCCGGCGGGACUAUGCGAACGCUUCGGAGCUGACGUUCUGUGCCGGGUUUCCGGGCGGACUGGUGGACAGCUGCCAGGGCGACUCCGGGGGACCGAUCGUGGUGGAGCAUGUGCUGGCCGGGGUCACGUCGUGGGGUUUGGGCUGUGCCCGACCGAAUAAACCCGGCAUCUACAUCAAGGUGACGGCGUUCCGCGACUGGCUCGAUGAGGUGGUGGAGUCCCAACCGACGGCCCGGGAGCGCCAGCUCUGUCCACGAUCGACCCAGGACGACUACAGGGACGUCCGAAGAUAA